GGUGCGCCACUGGCGAGUGGCGAGGUGGCAGGUGGCAUAGGAUUACCGAAACGAAACCUAUCCUAUCGUAUUCGCAGGCCCUCUUAUCUCUACAUAUGUACAUGUCAAAUACAGUUCACAGCAUCAAUAAGUGAUAGCUCUUAUGAGAGAAAGAUAAUUGGAUAGCCUAUUUUAUUUGUGGUUUAAAAGCUUUGUAUUGGUUGCUGUGGGGCUGAGAUGGGGAAGGAAUAACCAACUUAGUGAAAGACUACACAAUGAACAUGCAACAUGGACAGGACUGGACCAAGCAGUGUGUUAAGCCAGUACUGUAUGACUGUCGGGUUCUUUUGUGUCAUACUCUACAUGUAUGGAUUUUUUCCGAUUAAGGCAUCUACCAAUAUAUUUUCCUCAAGAACAGACCUACCAACAAAUCUGCAUGAUUUAAAAUUCCAUACUGAAAACUUGUACAACGGCAGUGUGAGUAAGACUGUACUGAUGGUGAUUGAUGGAAUCAGGCUGGAUUUUGUGACAAAGGACAACAUGCCAUACACAACGGGGAAGUUGGAGGGGAAAGAGGGUUGCCACCUGACUGCUAGGGUGUCUGCCCCAACAGUCACCCUGCCCAGGAUCAAGGCCAUAGUGACUGGCACAGUGUCAAGCUACAUUGACGUAAUGCUCAACUUUGGCACCAAAGAAUUAACUGGAGACAACGUUAUUCGGCAAGCUGCACAGACCAAGAGGUUGUUAUUCUAUGGUGAUGAUACGUGGAUCAAACUUUUACCUCAUCAUUUCAUCCGCAGUGAGGGAACAUCAUCAUUCUUUGUCAAUGAUUAUACAGAAGUAGACAGUAAUGUGACACGACAUCUGGACUUCGAGUUGCACAGGACUGAUUGGGACGUGAUGGUGCUGCACUAUCUGGGUCUAGACCACAUCGGCCAUAUCGAGGGUCCCAACAGCCCUCUGAUCAGGCCCAAGCUGCGAGAAAUGGAUGGUAUCAUUGCUCGUCUCCAUGAAUAUUUACAAGAACAGGGUGGAGGAGUGUUGGUGGUGUGUGGUGACCAUGGCAUGAAAGACCAGGGAAGUCACGGUGGAGUUUCCACUCCAGAGGUUUUGGUGCCUCUUGUGGUGCUUGGUCUUGGUUGUCCCACUCACAAUAAAGAGGAGGUGCUCCAAGUGGACUUGGCUCCAACCCUGAGUGUGUUGUGGGGAGUUGCCGUACCUGCGGAUAAUAUUGGUGUGGCAAUAUUUAGUCUGUUGGCACACUUGUCGCCGGCUCAGCGUCUCUUCGCUCUACUCCACAAUGGGCAACAACUGGCGGCUAACUUUCUUCGCAACAAGGGGUCCACGGUACACGAGAAUUACUGCAAGUUUGAGGAGGCCAGACAGAAACACUACGAAUGGCUCAUCAACUCUAGUUCCGUGUCUCACCUUGAGGUGGAAGCACUGUACCAGUCCAGUCUCCUAGGCAUGUCUCGUUUCUUGUCUGAUGUCUUGGCGAACUAUGACACCUGGGCACUAUUCACUGCCAAGGCUAUUCUGUUACAGGUAGUAUGCAUGCUAGGCCUGAAACUAGCUGGAGUUUCCCCACCACACCCCAGCAUGUCCUCGGUUCUCUCUGUCUCAGCUAUAGUCGGGGUUGCUAUGGUUAUACUCUGUUCAUUACCACCAUGGCCUCUCCCUAUCUUGCUAUGCUGUAUCUCGCUCCUCAGCGUCAAUUCUGUGCUGCUCUACCAUCAGUUCAGAACCUUGCCAUCUUUGUUCAAGGCAGAGGUGAGAGUUAGAGAGUGGUGGCGCUUGUUGCUGCCGGUUGGCACUGCAGUCCACUGCUUGGCGCAAAUGUCCUCAAGCCUGUUAGAGGAGGAGCAUCAACUUUGGUACUGGCUGUGGGUAACAGUAGGACUACUGAGGCUGCGCCAGAACUGUGCCCGCUGGCUGUGUGUACUCGUGAUCCACCGGGUGCUCCGGGCACUCAACCAGACAGGAGACCGCUGGGCUCACCUCCCUGACCUCAGUGACUGGCUCACUCUCACGUCUAAUGCUUCCAUCCUCUCUGCCUUUUGUGCACUCAGUUUGUUAUGGCUGUGCUGGUACUGCACACAAGUAUUGUCUCGCUCUUGGAUACCAACCAUUCUCUGUGCCAUAACAGUUUCCUGUAUAUAUCAACACAAAGCAGCCAUCCACCAAGCAAUCCCAUUUAUAUCUCCUUCUUCCAAUGGCGUGAGUGAGGCUCGCAUGUGUUGGCUGCUGCUGCUCUUACUGCUGCUACAGGGCAGAUCUCUGAACACUCUGCUAGUCUGCUGGAUGUUAAGCAGCAGUCUGCUACUUCGCUCCCACAACACAGUGCUCAUCCCUGCUUUAUACUUCUUCAGUCAGUCUGUAGCCCUCUAUCCCUCUCCAGCCCACACUGUCCUCCACCACUGGCUUGGGGCUGUCUUCUUUUUCUAUCAGGGUAACCUCAACACCAGCCUGGCCAGUGUGGACCUAGCAGCUGGUUACAUUGGUUUGGAGCAGUACAAUAUAGUCAUUGUUGGAGCACUGUUGUUGGCUCACACUUACGCAAUGCCAGUGUUGGCUUAUACUCUCAGUGCACAUUCCAUAGUCACUAAUCAAAGGUCCUGGAGAGAAGAGGUACUCAAGAACGAACAGCUGGUGGUGUUUCUACAACUGCUACACAUGUUGGUGUGUCUGUCAGCGAUCUCAUUGCACCGCUACCAUCUGUUUGUGUGGUCUGUCUUCUCUCCCAGACUGUUGUACCUUGUAGCACAUUCAUUUGUAUACCUGUCGCUAGUCAGUAUUACCAAUAUUUGUAUUUUCAUUAAACUUUUUAACAAAUAA
Messenger RNA from Homalodisca vitripennis (glassy-winged sharpshooter), 2814 nucleotides. RefSeq names its product GPI ethanolamine phosphate transferase 2 (gene PIG-G). Gene Ontology annotation, biological process: GPI anchor biosynthetic process. Lineage: Eukaryota; Metazoa; Arthropoda; Insecta; Hemiptera; Cicadellidae. Bases 268 to 2814 code for a protein of 848 amino acids. Gene Ontology annotation, cellular component: endoplasmic reticulum membrane. The transcript has 14 exons. The record is from RefSeq and is a predicted model, not a curated record.